Molecule: messenger RNA, 2248 nt
Organism: Podarcis muralis (Common wall lizard)
Lineage: Eukaryota; Metazoa; Chordata; Lepidosauria; Squamata; Lacertidae
Gene: CMTM7
Product: CKLF like MARVEL transmembrane domain containing 7
Cellular component (GO): membrane
Source: RefSeq, a predicted model, not a curated record
CACAGAUUUCCACCAGGCCGCCUGGUGGAAGAGACUCAGGGGCGCCGGAGCCUCGCUCGUCCUCUCCGCCCCGCUCCAGCUGUGCAGAGAGGCGCUGCAGCCAGCCAGCCAACCCAGCCCGCCCCGCCCUGUCCCGCCUCCGGAGCCCCAUAGCGGUCCUAGCAGCGCGGAGGAGGAGGAAGAGCGCGCGAGGGAAGGGCCGGCCGCGCCGUCUCCUCGCCCGCCAAGAUGUCUCGCGGGCUGCAGGUGGUCCGCACCGACGCCAGCAGCGGCGGCGGCGGCGCGUCGACGUCCUCGGCGGCGCCUUCGGCUUCGGGGCCGGACUCCGGGCUGCUGGACAGAGGCUACGCGGGCUCUUGCUCCGCCUUGCUCAAAGUGGCCCAGAUGCUAUUGCUCCUGAUCGGAUUUAUUUGCAUCAUUGCUUCACCGGUGGCCGGUCACAGUACAUAUACCUACUUCAAAAUUAUCUCCAUGUUUGACUUAGUUAUGAUCUUCAUUUUCUACGUCGUCUAUAUCUUCAGAAUUUACCGAAUGCUGACUUGCAUCAACUGGCCACUUGCAGAGUUUCUCCAUUACCUAAUAGGUACCACCCUUCUUCUCAUUGGAUCGGUGGUGGUGGUGGCCAGAAGCUCUGGGUCAGCAAGUCUUACAGCUGGAGCGGUAUUUGGCUUCUUAGCUUCAUUUCUGUGUCUCUUAAGUAUAUGGCUAUCCUACAAAGUCUCUUGUGUCACUCAGUCAACAGAUGCUGCUGUGUGAAACUUUUGGCACUCAUGAUGCACACACCAAACUGAGGAUUUCAUAGGCUAACAGACAGCAAAUGUAUGUAAGAUGGAAUUUUGUUCUGGUGAUCGUCUUGAGGACUUGCUUUUGUAAUGACUCCUGAAACCUCUUACUAAGUGAGUUGACCACCAGAGGGCUCUGGUCUUACACUCCUCAUAUUCAUUUGUCCAGAUUGUUAGUACCACCAGCCUCUAUACUGCAUUGUCUUAAUACCAAGAUUCUUGUAUUAGGGAAUCUGUUUUUUCUUUCUUUCUGCAAACAAGGGGAAACCAGGAUUGAAAUUCUUAGCCAUGAUGUUAUCUGGGUGACCAGAUGUUUUCCCUCAGCCUAACCUACCUCACAGGAUUGUUGUGAGGAUAAAAUGCGGAUGGUGAUGGAGAACCUUGUAUUCUACUUUGAGCUCCUUGAAGGAAAAGUGGGGUGUAAAUGUAAAAAUGAUUAUUCUAUGCCACGAUUUGGUAGGAGCUAGCUCCCCUCUCUUCACGUUGAUAGCACUCAAGCUACCUGAGUGAUCUGAACUGGGACCUGCAUAUAAAGGUUGAAGGUGGGAAAAGUACUGUGUUUCCUUUCAUCUGCAGCUGGGAAAUGCUACAUUUUUAUCAUGGACCAGCAGCUGCUUUAUAUUAAGUUAUACAUGCAAAGUCUAUUGCUUACCUCUGCCUUUCCUGGCUUUUGGCUCCCGGUGCGAGAAAAGGCAUCUGAUAAUUUAUGUUUUUACUGGCUUACUGUGAAUAUGUCUUCAGAAGUGAAACAGAGUUUCCUUUGUGUCCUAGUGUUUCUUCUGUUUUUAAGUAUUUUUAUUCAUGACAAAAUAAUUUUAAAUAAAUUUUAUACCUCAAAAACACCACUCGCUUCCAUAUCCAUACCUGUUAGACAAAACCAACUCCCCUAAGUUUUCAGUUUUGAUAAUAAGUUGCUUGGCAUUAUUAAUAGUUAACUUUGGUCUCUGUGAAGAUCAGCUCUUUUAGCUGGAAGACCCCAGUUAAAUACAAUCAAAUCUUAUUUUGUGUUGCAAAAGAGCAGUUCAUAGGGAAUUCUUACGGCAGCUAUGUAAAAAAAGAAGCAGCAAGUUUUCUUGUUUCAUUAUUUCAGUGUUCAACAUGCUAUUUCGGUUUAUAGGGAUUCUAUUGCUGAUGGUUUGUUGUUUUGUAUUCCCCUGUUGUCUGACUGCAGUACAUUGGGCAGUAUCUUCUUUCUAUGGUAGCAGCAAGCUAAUAGAAUGCCCCUCAGUGAGGAUUAACUUCAUGACCUUCAGGUACCAAUUUAGGAAAAUUCCCUUCCAGAGCACUUUUGAGUCCUAGAUGGUCUUAACAUUAUCAUUGCAGGUUAUUCUCCAGGUCUCUGGUGUGUUUAUGUGAAAUUGUGUUUUUUUAUUUUGUUUCAUUGUGCUUUUAAUGUUUUUAUCCACUUUGCAAAUCUACAGGAAACAGUGGAGUGGAAACAUUUGAAUAAACAAAUCUGCAAAAGG